Molecule: messenger RNA, 1497 nt
Organism: Lodderomyces oxycetoniae
Lineage: Eukaryota; Fungi; Ascomycota; Pichiomycetes; Serinales; Debaryomycetaceae
Exons: 2
Coding region: 1-1497 (498 amino acids)
Biological process (GO): positive regulation of ubiquitin protein ligase activity; anaphase-promoting complex-dependent catabolic process; positive regulation of anaphase-promoting complex-dependent catabolic process
Cellular component (GO): anaphase-promoting complex
Molecular function (GO): ubiquitin ligase activator activity; anaphase-promoting complex binding; protein binding
Source: RefSeq, a predicted model, not a curated record
AUGGCAGUUACUGGUGCUGCGUUCAUGGGGGAUAGGUUUAUCCCAAUUUCAUCUUCAUUACUGGCUUAUAAAGUGAGCUCGAAUGCAUCAAACACAGUGAUGAAUACUACUAACUUAGACCUUCUAGAAGUGAGCCAAGUUGACUUGUCACUUCGAGACGAUUCCUUCUACGGGAGGUCAAUUUUGCAACCGGAUCCCAACUCUUCCCUAGCAUCGCAGAAUUCGGCGUGUUCGUCUGUGAAAAAUGCAAACUCGUCGUCAUUUUGGAGUCCUAUGGAUCUACAUCAAGAAGUAGUUGCUGAAGCAUUGGAUUUCAAGUAUUCCUCAAGCGUGUUGAAAUUUAACACCCACUAUACCUAUAAGAAGCAACUCGGUAACAGACCCACCAAACCUCGCCAAGACUCAGACCAAAUUUCUAAAUUGAUAAACAAAUUGAAUGGAGGUAAAAAAAAGGAGCCGUGGGUGCGUUCUAUUUUAGCAAACGAUAUCUUGCAAGCUCCAGGAUUAAGAAAUGAUUAUUAUUCAAAUUUAGUAAGUUGGUCAAGCAGAACAAAUAGAGUCAUUGUUGGGCUUAGCACAAAAAUAUACGUUUGGGGAGGCGACGAUUACGUCAAGUUAGUCAGUUGCGAUAAUGAUGAGCUCAUAACGGCAAUCAGCUGUGGUCCAGUUGGAUUCUUGGUCUUGGUUGGCACGGCAAAUGGCAAGAUAUUUGUAGUUGAUCAAAAAAACGAUAGAAAUAAGGUUGUUGGGGAAUACCAAUUAGGCGAUGGUAAAUGCUUGUUUUGUUUUGCAUGGUUUGAUAACGAACGACAUUUUUUAGGUGGCGACGACAGCGGCGAAGUAUUCAUUUUCAAAAUCACAGUACUAACAUACGGCGGCGUCAAAAUAGAAGUGGUAAACAGUUUCAAAUGUCACCAACAACAAAUAUGUGUGGGUGCAAAUGAUAAUUGUUGCACGAUUUGGAACUUGCAGGAUUUGAAAGCGCCUGUACUUAAGUUUGUUUUGCCUCACAAUGCCGCCAUAAAAGCACUUUCUUAUUGUCCAUGGACAAACUCGUUGCUAGCUACUGGUGGUGGUUCCAAGGACCGUAAGAUAAGAUUUUGGCACACUACAAGCGGUACCUUACUAAAUGAAUUUUACACCGAUGGUCAAAUCACAUCAUUAAUUUGGUCUAAAUACAAAAAGGAAAUAGUGGCCACCUUUGGUUUCGGCGGUUCAACAAAAUCCAAUUUGAUGCGCGUUUAUUCCUAUCCCGAUAUGACUCCUACAGUUGAGGUAAACUCUGCUUGUAAUUUAAGGAUUCUUAGCGCUGCUACGAGUCCGGAUUUUUGUUCAAUUUGCGUUGCUUCGAAUGAUUCAACUAUUAGAAUUUACGAACUAUGGCACAUUUCUUCGGAGAUUGCUUCAAAUCCAAGUUGCAGACUUGCAGGUGCAUUUGGAAGCGAUAUAAUUGAGUUAGUUGAAGGAAUACAGAAAUCGUGCCCUAUAAUAAGAUGA